Aspergillus mulundensis is the source of this 2352-nucleotide messenger RNA. RefSeq names its product SNF1 family serine/threonine-protein kinase. NCBI's taxonomy places the organism in Eukaryota, Fungi, Ascomycota, Eurotiomycetes, Eurotiales, Aspergillaceae. Gene Ontology annotation, molecular function: protein serine/threonine kinase activity; ATP binding. The record is from RefSeq and is a predicted model, not a curated record. The transcript is spliced from 4 exons. Gene Ontology annotation, biological process: protein phosphorylation; intracellular signal transduction. Bases 1 to 2352 code for a protein of 783 amino acids. Gene Ontology annotation, cellular component: cytoplasm.
AUGGCUGCGGCCUUUGACGACGAGGACCUCUCGGUCACCCUCCCUGCUGUCGGCCGCGACCGUCCUCGCGAGCGCUCCGAUGAAAUUAAAUCGCCUGAUGCCAACCAAUCCGCCAUGGCCAUGCCCCCGCCGUCGCGACCGAUCGGAAAGGGUGGUGACGCUUUGCGGCAGUCCCCAGCUACGAUGAGGGAUAUGCAGCGCCUGGAUCAGUAUCAGACAGUCAAGGUUCUGGGCGAAGGAUCUUUUGGAAAAGUGAAGCUGGCUAUCCAUCAACCCAGUGGCCGCCAGGUGGCCUUGAAAAUCAUCUCUCGCCGCAAAUUGCUAUCCCGGGACAUGAUCGGUCGAGUCGAGCGCGAGAUUCAAUACCUCCAAUUGCUACGGCAUCCUCAUAUCAUCAAGCUGUACACCGUUAUUUCGACCAAGACGGAUAUCGUCAUGGUGCUAGAGUACGCCGAGCGGGAGCUCUUCGAUUACCUUGUAAAACGGGGUCGAUGCAAUGACGCGGAAGCGCGCAAGUUCUUCCAACAGAUCAUCUGCGCCGUCGAAUACUGCCACCGUCAUAAAAUCGUCCACCGCGAUCUCAAGCCGGAAAACCUCCUCAUUGACCGCGACAAGAAUGUGAAGAUUGCGGACUUUGGUCUGAGUAAUAUCAUGACGGACGGCAACUUCCUCAAGACCAGCUGCGGCAGCCCCAACUAUGCGGCUCCCGAGGUCAUCUCCGGCAAGCUGUAUGCCGGCCCGGAAGUCGACGUCUGGAGCUGCGGAGUCAUCCUGUACGUGCUGCUGGUGGGACGACUCCCAUUCGAUGACGAUUAUAUCCCGGCGCUUUUUAAGAAGAUUGCCGCGGGCAACUUCCACAUGCCCACCUACAUAUCCUCCGGGGCUGCCCGGUUAAUUCGGGCAAUGCUACAGGUGCAUCCGGUGCACCGGAUCACCAUUGAAGACAUUCGCAACGACCCUUGGUUCUUGCAGGAUCUUCCUACAUAUCUGCAACCUCCCCCGGAGGAGUUUAUCGCAACGGACAAAGCAAUCGAUCCGCGCAAGAUUGCUGCGGGUAAGCCGCAUGCAAUUCAGAACAAGAUCAGCCAGGUAGCCAUAUCCAAGCUGGAGAGGAGCAUGGGUUAUGGGCGUGAGGAUAUCGAAGAUGCGCUCAAACACCCUGAGCCUAGUGCUAUCAAGGAUGCCUUCUUCAUUGUCGUGGAGAAUGAGAUGAUGCAAACAAACUCACCCACGGAUAUUGCCAUGAUGAGUGCUUCAACCGUGCCUCCACCACCAUCUCCAAACCGUACCGCCAUAGCGCCUGGUCGACCGGCGCUCCAUUCAGCACAGGCCCAACCAACACGAACCCGAUCCGGCUCCCGCCGGCAGUCGGUCCCAAUGCCGCAACCUACAGAGUCUGAUGACACAGAGGCGCCGAGGAUCAGCCACGUCCGAAUUCUUCCGACCAGCCUACCGUAUGUCCACGAACAGCUUAUGGAACAGCGGCAGAAAGAGCGUGAACGGGUGCGAGAGGACCUAGAAGAGCAGGCUCAAGCUCAAGCUAGCUUAGAUGAGGAGGACCCUGGUCGAACUGCCCGCUCGCCGGAAGAGCAGGAGGCAACAGCCAGAGCGUUGAAGCCUCAUUCGCGGAGUAUCAUCGAUCUCGAUAAGCUGCGGCUUGAGCCGCCAGUGAAGGAUAGAGAGCAGAAGGAGACUACCAAGAGGAGGAGGUGGCAAUUUGGAAUCCGCUCGCGCAACCAGCCGUACGAGGCAAUUCUCUAUCUUUACAGAGCGAUCAAAGCGCAGGGAGGGAUCUGGGAGAUGCAGCCCGCCGAAUCAGGAACUGCGGUACCUGAUUCAGAGUCUGAAGAGCGCCCCUUGCAGAGCAAAUACCCGGAUCUGCCGUCCGACCACUACAUUCCUAAAGACCUCUGGUUCAUUCGCGCACGGCUAUUGAAAGCGGGCGUCCAUGCACCAGGCUUGGCCUCCAGCAUUCACAGCAGCAGGAGCGACCUUGAAGAGACGCGACGCCGGUUCAACAAUCCUGUACCCAAUGUACCGGAGGAUAGGACGAGCCCCGGAGAGACCACCACCACAUCGGGGCCGUCGUCUGCCACGCGAGACCUGUCUAUCUCGCGCAUCUCCUACGGGGUGUGGGUCUUUAUCGACAUCCAGCUCUACCAGCUGGAGGAGAACAACUACAUGGUUGACUUCAAGUGCGACGGCUACCAGAAUGUGAUCCGCGCGGAGGGGGAGACGGAUUGGCACCCGAUCAGCAAGCGGUUCCGGAACAAGGAGAAAGAGGUGAGCAGUCCUUAUCCGUUCCUGGACGUGGCAUCAGAUCUCGUGGCCCAGCUGGCCGUGGCGAGCUAG